Molecule: messenger RNA, 1316 nt
Organism: Cuscuta campestris
Lineage: Eukaryota; Viridiplantae; Streptophyta; Magnoliopsida; Solanales; Convolvulaceae
Source: the annotation of a GenBank genome assembly
GGCUUAGUGUACGUACAUGGUACUUAGAUUUUCGAGUACCACCCCUAUUUCUGCGUGAGUUCGUCGUACCAAAUGGGCGAAUCUCAUAGUUCAAGGCUCGUCCUUGCGACUUAGAAUCAUAUAGCAUGAAGUCAUCAUCAAGUAAAAUCAUCAUGACUAUGUGUGACAUCAAUUACGCAUCAUGUUAUCAUCAUCAAGUACAUCAAUUACAUAGAUGUCAUGUAAUCAUCAUCAAGAACAAGUAUAUAUGGAUUAUAUGAGUAUCAUGUAAUCAUCCUCACAAGCAAAUUGAUUAAAUGUGCCAUCAUGUAAUUAUCAUCAAAAAUUUAUCAUCAUGAAUCAUCAAAUUGACCAUAUGAUAUAAUGUGCCAUAUCAUGAAUAUUAUUAUACAUUUGUGGACGUAUAUAUAUGUAUAUGUAUACGUCUGUGAAUCAUUCUACAAAUUCUAGCGUGGUACCACUCAGCGGUUUCUCUGAGCGUGUAGUUUGUAUUUUUUUUCGUUGACUACACGUAGGUAACAAGAAGACAAUGAUGGAACCAUUCCCGGAGGGCAUUGAGUCAGAGGAGAUGCAAGGAUAGCAGGCAAAUGUUUGAUCAACAUAUUUUAAAAUAUGUCAUGAUUUGGUUAUUAUUGUACUUCCGCAUUACUCUGAAAAUAUUUUUAAAUGGGUCGCGAUCCAGAGUCUGUAAAUUUAAUAUUUAUAAGUAAUUGUCAUUUUCAAAUGUCAAGCGAAAUUUUUAUUUAACUCUUGUUUCACCAUAAUUCGUAUAAUUCCGGGUUAUACGGAUUGGGGUGUUACAUUGUACGCAGAGUUUGCCCGUACUCGAAAGUAGAGAUGAUAUUUCCAUGACAUGCUCCACUCAUGCUGUAUAGAUAAAACAAACACAGGGUGUACACAAAGAAGAAGCAUAGAAAAGGCACAGAGGGCCGAGAGGUCUAUCCCUACUCCUCAACACCAACGUGAGCAUCUCACAUCUUCGCACUGGAGCAUCAACAUUUCGCCGCCUCACAUGCCCAAACCACCUCAAUAUCGCAUCUCUCAACUUAUCUUCCAAAGGUGUCAUGCCUACCAGACCUUGGAUAAUCUCGUCCAGAAUCCUAUUCUGCCUCAUGUGCCCACAAAUCCUUCAUAACAUCCUCACGUGCCCACAAAUCAAUGAAUAUGAAUCUUUUAACUACCUAGCACUUUACCCAUACAACAUGGCUGGUGUGACAACGAGUUGAUAAAACUUACCUUUCAUUUUAGCUAACAUUUUCUUGGCACGCAAAACUCUUGAGACCAACCUCCAAUGUUAAGAAAAGCUUACCAAAUGU